AUGCCUAGUUUCUCAAUUUUCUUUUUGAUUACAUUUGGCGUAUGGCAAGUUGUUGCAGAUAAUUGCAUCGAUGAGUUAUGUGACUUGAAAGGCGCGAUUCCUUUCUCAUCUCCCGGCUAUCCUGGACCUUACAAUGCCAGCGAUGCCUCUCUAAAAUUGCUACAAGUUAGCAUGGACAUCGACUCAAAUUACGUGAUGGGAGUUCGAUUUUUUCGACUCGAUUUAGCUCCAAAUGAUUGCAUUCAUCUCUGUGAAUAUGAUGACUUCCAGACGUGCAGCAAAACCGGCAAGUUCGACUUUUUGUGCUCGAGCAUGGAUGACGGGAGAUUCACUUACUAUUAUACAAGAUCAAACGAAUUGUACAUGUUCUUGGCUCGCUAUCAAAACUCGAAACCCAGUGACAACGGCACCUUUCCGGGUGUUUUUGGAGAAGUCGUACGAUUGGAUGCGAAAUCAUUACUUUGGAAUGAUGCAUGCAAAGAGUCGGCGAGCUUGAACGACAGCCCGUACACUUUGAUUUCUGAUCAUUUCAAUGUUGAUACUUUUACCUACACCAAUGCAUCAUUUGACGUGAACUGCCAAACGAAAUUCUCCACAAAACACUCAAUGAUUCGAGUCGUCGUCUACACGUUUCGUUCAUUUCUCAACGAGCCGAUCGAGCUGACUGGAAUCGAAGCAAAUUCCACCUCUCCGAUCACAAUCUCUAUCAAUGGAUCAGCAGUGCGUCGACAUGGCCUGCCUCGGGCGUAUUAUUUCAAAAAAGACCUCACUUUGACUUACAAAUUCACCGCCCGAAGCUACUACUAUUACAUUGUGUUGACCGGAUAUGAUGAUGCCGCAAUCUACGACAGUUGCCUCAACAAUGGUGUCAUCGACAUGAGCAAACAAUCAUCAAUUCCCUUCUCAGCCAUUCCCCUUUCAAUGCAAGCCUAUAAUCCGAACUCAAACUGUCACUGGAAUUUCACGAAUCUUCCUCCUAAUCACCAAUGGCAAUUGUAUGUGGAAGCUUUCAAAACGGAAACUUGUUGUGACGUGCUGGGAAUCGAUUCCCCACUUGAUCCAACCUUUCAACGGCAACAGUUGAGCGGUGACUACACAUAUUAUUUGUAUUCUGGGGCGAAAGACUUUCAAAUGAGUUUUCAAAGUGACGGCAUCGAAUCCUACAAUCGGAUGAGUGGCGUUGUCGGGAUUAUCAAACCGUUGGUGACUGUCUAUGAGGGAGAGCUCGACACGGGCACUUAUGUACCCAUCAAUAAUCGAGAGUAUCAGUGGGACACUCUGGCCUUCAAGUCAAACGUGGUGACGGCGCGAAUUGUGAGAACUGAUGCAGCCUAUUCGCCGGUUAAUAUGCUCUUCACAACUGACAGCAACCUUUGGGUGUACCAGGGCUACUACCGAUGCUUCAUGGGCGCCAAUAUCAACAUUGAUUAUGGCAAUCAUCCGGCUGGCACGACAAUCGUCGCCUACAGAGGAGCCGUCGAGCCACAAGAUUACCCAAAACUCUUUGGCAGUGCAUUGCUUGCGUUGACUCUUUUAAACGACACAUUGCCUCACAUUGAGCUCUUCCAAGGCGCCUCUUUAAAAGCCGAGGAUCGUAUUUAUGGCGGUCCCUCCACUUGUGACAACAAUCAGACAGCAAACGUCGCGUUUCCCGAACGCGUUUUUGGCACCUAUAUGACGAUCAAAGUCGGAUCUGGAGUGCCUCGAGAUGCCGUGUUGAGAUACUACUGUAAUUCGGCAUAUCAGCUUUAUUUCGAUGUUUCAAAUGAUCUGCCGGCUGUUGUCAAUGUGCCAAAGUAUGAAAGCGGCGGUGUGAAGGCGAUUUCGUGGGAAUUCUCAAAUCGUCGAUCGAUCCCCUCCGAUCAACGACUCCAGAUUAGCCUCUUGAACAAGCUGCCGGCAAAGAGUCAAUUGACGAUCAACUACACAAGAAGUGGAGGAUCAGAUGUCUAUUCAUCACCUAUUUGUCACAUUUUUUACGAUCCAAAUUAUUGGGCGUCGAACAAUGGCAUGAUUUUGACAUAUCAAUGGUCGUGCGAAUCGCUGAUCGACGACAAUGAGAGCUGUGGAUCGCCGUUGGCUCUUGAGUUCAAACUGUCGCCUGCUCCAACAACAACGACAACAACAACGACAACAACCACCACACAAUCAACAGUAUCUACAACACGUCAAUUUCGAGGAGAAAUCGCGACCAGAAAUGAGUCGUGGAUACCAAUCGAUCACUUCUGCUUUUUUAUCGAUUCCGGCUCUCUCGACUAUGUCUUCAAGUAUCCGAUAGUUACCAAUCUAAGCCUUCUUUUCUACUAUGACACACAAUGGGAAAAUGUCAACAACAACGUGACAUUGACGUUACAACAACGCCUCGCUCCUCUCGAUCCACUCUCCAAUCAAGUUCAACCACUCUUCGGCGACACACCAAUGCAGAAAUGUCACGAAGAGAAAAUAAAUGGAAUUCGGAUGAUGAUUUGUGAAGGAACUCGACGAUUUAUAUCUGUCCAUUCUCGUUGCUGGUAUCUAGUGAUCAUGCAAGAGAAUCUCGUUGUCUCAAAUUCCAGUCUUGAAACAGAGUUCGAUUUGGUGUGGGGAAACGGCAAGGAAGCAGGCGCCUUGUUGUGGCAUUUUUCGGCAGACGAAUACUAUCUCUUACCAAUUAAUGUCGUCUUCUACACGUUCAAUUUCAUCAUUUUUGGUGUAUCUUUGGCUGUGGCAAUGAGACUCAAAUCCCGCAACACCUUUCCAUCAAGUUAUUACCUCUAUCAGCUCUCGAUUCUCAUCGAAUGCGUCGCUUUACUCUCGUUCUCAAUUUACUAUUGUAAGUUGAAAAGAAUUUCAAUUGAUCAAAGUGAUAUUUUCGAUACUUAUUCUCUCGAUGGAAUCGGCGUUGUUUUGUGGAAAACGAUUGGUUAUGUUGCAAGAAGUCUUCGGAAAGGCCUCUUUCAUCUAUACUUACUUGUCAUUGCCAAAGUUCACAUUGAUACAAGUUCGAAAUCGCUUCCCUCUCGCAUUCUCCUCAACACUCUUCAAUCAUGUCAAACAUUUCUCUUCACUAUUCUUGCCAUCAUUUAUGCGCUCUUUUCAAUGAACUUGAUGUCAAAUACUUUCGACCCAACCCGAAUCCAACACGAACUGAUCACUUCUUGUGGUCUUUCAUUUAUCAUUGUCCAUAUGAUUUUUUGGACUAUUUGGCUCUUUCUUUCAAUGAUAUCUCAAAAAAGACAAUUUCUUCUUACCAGCGUCAUGAGUUUUUGGUUUUUCCUUGGUCUCUUCACAUGGUUGAUGGCGAAUUUUGUUCUAAGUGACACUGUGAGAAAAGAAGUAAUCGAUUUGAUAGAAUGCUCGACAACCGUUUAUUCUUUUCUCUUCUUUCUCAUCUUCAACAGCUUUCAGCCUCCAACAACAAAUCAACCAAUUUCUUUCAAUCAAACGGAAAGAGAGUCGAGUAUCUACAUAAAAGAUAUUUCACCGGAAAUCUUGACUGAACGAAAGAAGGAAAUGAAUGAGAAUGAU
Mesorhabditis belari is the source of this 3507-nucleotide messenger RNA. The record is from the annotation of a GenBank genome assembly. NCBI's taxonomy places the organism in Eukaryota, Metazoa, Nematoda, Chromadorea, Rhabditida, Rhabditidae.